GGAACAGCAGCAGAGUUCACGGCGUCAAGGGCUCAGACUCUCUUGAUUUCCUUUUCCUCUCCACACCAUGAGGGGAGGUGAUUUGCCCAAUCCCGCCUUAAUUCUGUUUCUCCUGCUCCUUCCCAGAGAUGCCUCAGCUACUGCAAAACCGCAGUACCUGGUGGUGGUCCCAUCACAACUGUACAGUGGAGUUCCUGAGAAAGCCUGCAUCAUGCUUAAUCAUCUGAAUGAGACCGUGACACUGAACAUGAUUCUGGAGUAUGGAGUACACACCCAGGCCCUCCUGUCAGACCUGGUGACAGAGAAGGACUCCUUCUACUGCAGCCCCUUCACUAUUCCAGAGUUGCCAACUUCCUCAGCAUUCAUCACUGUGCAGGUGAAAGGACCGACCCAGGAGUUCAAAAAGAGGAAGGCAAUGCAAAUAAUGAAAGUAGAGAGUCUAGUCUUUGUCCAGACAGACAAACCUGUCUACAAACCAGGACAAACAGUGAGAUUCCGCAUCGUCUCUGUGGAUGUCAAUUUUCUCCCUUUGAAUGAAACGUUCCCAGUGGUUUAUAUUGAGAAUCCUAAGAGGAACCGAAUUUUCCAAUGGAAAAGCCUCGAAUUGCCAGGGGGACUCAACCAGCUCUCUUUCCCACUCUCAGUGGAGCCCACACUGGGUCCCUAUAAGGUCAUCGUGCAGAAGGAGUCGGGGAGAAAAGUAGAGCAUUCCUUUGAGGUGGACGAAUAUGUUUUGCCCAAAUUUGAGGUCCAACUGAAAAUGCCCAAGACUAUUGGUUUUCUAGAUGAAGCAUUUGAGGUAACCGCGUGCGGCCUAUACACAUAUGGAAAGCCUGUCCCUGGUCUGGUGACAAUUAAUGUAUGCAGAAAAUAUCCACAUUCCUAUUCCUGUACAGGAGGACAUUCACAAAGUAUCUGUGAAGAAUUCAGUCAACAGGCAGACAAGAAAGGCUGUUUUACACAACUCGUAAAGACUAAAGUAUUUCAGCUGCAACUGAAAAGGUAUGGCAUGGAGUUAAAAGUGGAAGCCAAGAUCAGAGAAGAAGGAACAGGGUUGAAAUUAACUGGGCAUGGAUCAUGUAAAAUCACCAAUACCUUAAGCAAACUGGUAUUUAAAAAAGUGGAUUCAUAUUAUAGACGUGGGCUCCCUUUCUUUGGGCAGGUUCUUCUAGUUGAUGAGAAGGAUCAGCCACUCCCUAAUAAAACUCUAACUGUCCUUUUGGAUAACACUGAAUACCAUUCCCACUUUACUACGAAUGAGCAUGGGUUGGCAACUAUUUCCAUUGAUACCACCAACCUCACAUCUUCUUCUAUUACAGUCACAGUCAUUUACAAAAAGGAUUCCAGCUGUUCUAAUAGCCAUUGGCUUGAAGAAAUUCAUUCACGAGCACAUCAAACUGUAAAGCAUGUUUUUUCUCCGAGCAAGAGUUAUGUUCACCUUGAACUUGUUGCUGGUACCAUAGCCUGCGGGAAAACCCAAGAGAUCCGGGUGCACUACAUUCUGAAUGGACAGACUAUCAAAGAUGAAAAGGAGUUAACCUUCUAUUAUUUGAUUAAAGCAAGAGGAAGCAUUUCUCAGUCUGGUAUCCAUGUGUUGUCCAUUGAACAAGGGAACAUGAAUGGAGUAUUUUCCUUCUCCUUUCAAGUGGAGUCAGACAUUGCUCCUACUGCUCAGUUGUUUGUUUAUACUAUUUUACCCGAUGGAGAAAUUGUUGCAGAUACACAGGAACUUGAGAUUGAAAACUGUUUUGCCAAUAAGGUAAAUUUGGGCUUCUCCUCAGCCCAGAGCCUGCCAGCCUCAGACACCAAUCUGAAGGUCACAGCCACCCCUCAGUCCCUCUGUGCCCUUCGUGCAAUAGACCAGAGUAUGCUGCUCAUGAAGCCUGAAGCUGAGCUCUCACCUCAAUCAGUCUAUAAUUUGUUACCAGUAAAGAAGCACUUUAAUGCUGGAUACGAAAGUAACGCGGAUGGAGAGGCUGAAGGAUGCAUCAGUGUGAAAGACAUAAUUCACAAUGGAAUCCUUUACUCUCCAAGGCAGGUCUUGGAUGGCGGCUGGGAUGACGAUGAUGUUCACAGUAUCUUUCAGUCUGCAGGAUUAAAUAUUUUUACCAACUCAAAAAUCCACAAGCCAUAUUUGUGUCAGCAGCUUGAAGGAUUUCCAGUCUCAUAUUUGACCAAUGUAUAUUAUUCAGCGCCUUCACCAAGCAUUUCUGUAAGCUAUGAUGCUCCAAUUUACCCUGUGAUGGUAGGAGGAGCCCCUCCAGCAGAGGGAGUACAAAAGACAGUCCGGAAGUAUUUCCCAGAGACCUGGAUCUGGGACUUGGUGCCACUUGAUUCAUCAGGUAACAGUGAGCUGGCAGUAAAGGUCCCUGACACCAUCACACAGUGGAAGGCCAGUGCACUGUGCUUGUCUGGAAAAACAGGUCUUGGCCUCUCCCCCAUCAUCUCUCUUCAAGUCUUCCAGCCCUUCUUCCUAGAACUCACUCUCCCCUACUCUGUGGUGCGAGGAGAAGCCUUUACACUUAAAGCCACUGUGUUCAACUACUUGUCCCACUGCAUCCGGGUCAGCAUAGAGCUGGAGGAGUCUCCUGCCUUCUUGGCUGUCCCAGUAAACAAGAAUGAAGAAUCUCACUGUAUCUGUGGAGAUGAGCAGAAAACUAUAUCCUGGGCUGUGACCCUCAAGUCACUGGGAAAAGUGAAUUUCACAGCAACUGCGGAAGCCCUGCAGUCUGCGGAAUUGUGCGGCAAUGAGUUGCCUCAAGUCCCAGCGCUUGGACACAAGGACACAGUAGUCAAGCCCUUAUUAGUUGAGCCUGAGGGAAUAGAAAAGGAGGAAACUUUCAACUCACUCCUCUGUGCAACUGAAACUGGAGCACCUGAAAAGUUGUCACUAAAAGUUCCUUCAAAUGUGGUUGAAGGAUCUGCCAGGGCCACGUAUUCAGUUUUGGGUGAUAUACUAGGCUCUGCAAUGCAAAAUCUUCAGAAUCUCCUCCAGAUGCCUUAUGGUUGUGGGGAGCAAAAUAUGGUCCUUUUUGUCCCUAACAUCUAUGUUUUGAACUAUCUGAAUGAGACACAACAGCUGACAGAGAAGAUCAAGUCCAAAGCCGUUAGCUACCUCAUUAGUGGGUAUCAAAGACAGUUGAAUUAUAAACACAGCGAUGGUUCAUACAGCGCCUUUGGGGAUCAUGACGGUACAAGUCAGGGAAAUACUUGGCUCACUGCAUUUGUGCUUAAGUCCUUUUCUCAAGCUCGGUCAUACAUCUUUGUGGAGGACUCACACAUCACGGAUUCCCUCACCUGGCUCUCACAGAAGCAAAAGGAAAAUGGCUGUUUCCAGCACUCUGGAUCACUGCUAAAUAAUGCCAUUAAGGGUGGAGUAGAUGACGAGGUGACACUCUCUGCCUACAUCACCAUUGCUCUGCUGGAGAUGCCACUGCCUGUCACUCACCCAGUUGUCCGCAGUGCUCUAUUCUGCCUGGAAAGUGCAUGGGCAUCCACUUCAGAAGCCCAAGGAAGUUUUGUCUAUACCAAGGCAUUAUUGGCCUAUGCCUUUGCCCUAGCAGGAAACCAGGCCAAGCGAAGUGAGCUGCUUCAAUCACUGGACAAAGAGGCUGUAAAAGAAGAGGACUCAAUCCACUUGCAACGUCCUAGGAAACUUCAAGAAGCUCAGACAUUCUAUUAUCAACCUCGGGCUCCUUCUGCUGAAGUGGAGAUGACAUCUUACUUGCUCCUUGCCUAUCUUACCUCCCAGCCUGCCCCAUCUUCAGAAGACCUGUCUGUAGCCUCACGUAUUGUAAAAUGGAUAACCAAGCAACAAAACCCCAAUGGAGGCUUCUCUUCCACUCAGGAUACAGUGGUAGCUCUUCAAGCCCUUUCCAAAUAUGGAGCAGCAACUUUCACUAAAAGGGAGAAAGCAGCUACAGUUACCGUCAAGUCUUCAGAGACCUUCUCAGAAGAACUUCAAGUAGAUGAAGGCAAUCGCCUAUUGCUGCAGGAGGUUGCAUUGCCAGAGAUUCCAGGGGAGUACAGCACAACAGUGUCAGGGUCAGGAUGUGUGUACCUCCAGACAUCCCUGAGAUACAAUGUCCUGCCCAAGAAAGAAGGGAAAGUUCCCUUCACCCUGAAUGUUGAUACUUUCCCCAAGAAUUGUGAUGGAGUAGAUGCUCGCAAGAAAUUCUGGAUUCACAUCAACAUUAGUUAUACUGGGGAACGACCCAGCUCCAACAUGGUCAUCAUCGAUGUAAAGAUGGUAUCCGGCUUCAUACCUGUGAAACCAUCAGUGAAAAAGCUCCAAGAAAAACCUCAGAUUCAAAGGACCGAAGUGAGCAUCAACCAUGUCCUGAUAUACUUGGAAGAGCUAACCAAACAAGCCCUGAGUUUCUCCUUCUCAGUGGACCAAGACAUCCAAGUAGAGAAUUUAAAACCAGCCACGGUAAAAGCCUAUGAUUAUUAUGAGACAGAUGAAUUCACCAUUGAAGAGUACGGCGCUCCCUGCAGUGCAGAAUCUAAACUUGGAAAUGCUUGAAAAUGGAAACUUAUGGACCUCAUCAGAUGAAAUUCUCCAAAAAUGAAGAACAAAGACCUAUAGGAGAGAAGACAGUGGGAGAGGGGACCAAAAUUGGAAAUAGAUAAUAUUUGUAUGUUGAAUAA
Artibeus jamaicensis (Jamaican fruit-eating bat) is the source of this 4650-nucleotide messenger RNA. Its product is annotated as pregnancy zone protein-like. NCBI's taxonomy places the organism in Eukaryota, Metazoa, Chordata, Mammalia, Chiroptera, Phyllostomidae. Gene Ontology annotation, molecular function: endopeptidase inhibitor activity. Bases 68 to 4525 code for a protein of 1485 amino acids. Gene Ontology annotation, cellular component: extracellular region. The record is from RefSeq and is a predicted model, not a curated record. The transcript is spliced from 36 exons.